This is a messenger RNA of Sesamum indicum (sesame), 1214 nucleotides long. RefSeq lists its product as uncharacterized. The record is from RefSeq and is a predicted model, not a curated record. NCBI's taxonomy places the organism in Eukaryota, Viridiplantae, Streptophyta, Magnoliopsida, Lamiales, Pedaliaceae.
UAACCAAAGUCGGUUUUAUGUGAGAAGCAAGACUAGUUUUUGCGAUUUCAAUCUCAUAGAUUCCCCAACUCGUCCCUUAACCAUUUGUCAAGUUUCGACUUCAAGAGAAAGAAGGUUUUGAAUUCAUCCAUUGACACCAUCAUCAGAAUCGCCAUCUUCUUAUUCUUGUGUUUCGUUUGUUCCUGGGAAAUGGGUUCUCCAAGAAUCACGAUUCUAAGACUAAUACUGUUCUUUACAAUUUCAAUUAUUAUAACUGGAAAGGUUGAGUGCAAGGGGUUAGAAUCACCACAAUACACAGUAGUGCAUUCAGAAUCUGAUUUUGAGGUGAGAUUUUACAGGGAAUCAGCUUGGAUGACUGCCCCUGUUGACGAAAUCUCCUUUGAGAAAGCUACCAAAGAUGGCUUCCACAGAUUGUUCCAGUUCAUAGAAGGCGCAAACUUGAACUUCUCUAGGAUACCAAUGACUGUCCCCGUCUUGACGAGCAUUGUCCCAGGAGCUGGUCCUCUUCACUCAUCGGCAUACUUUGUCAAAUUUUAUCUGCCUGAGAAGUUCCAGGCCACCCCACCCCUUCCUCUUCCCGAACUGAACCUUCAACCCGACUGGUGGAAAAGUCGGUGCAUUGCUGUCAGGAAAUUUUCAGGAUUUGCAAGGGAUAACAAUAUCGUUAAAGAGGCCAAGAAACUUGCCCUCAGUUUGAGUAGGUCUGAGUGGGCAAACACAACUUCUACUGAGAGUGAAUAUGCUUACUCUAUUGCACAGUAUAAUUCCCCUUUUAGGUUCAUUGGUCGUGUAAAUGAAGUUUGGGCGGAUGUUGGUGGAUCUGAGGCAAAUGGUUGCAAGUCCCGUCUCUCGGCUGCAUACUGAAGCUUCAUUGGUUGUGUAAAUGAAGUUUGAGUGGAUGUUUGGAUCUGAGGCAAACAGUUGGAAGUCCCGUCUCUUAGCUACAUACUGAAGCUCAUCCAAGUAACUUUCUGUUGUUUUCCUUCAUAGUGUUGUGCUUCUAACUAGGGAGUUCGGAGCAUUAUUAUGGAAGGAUUAAGUUUGUGUUUCCUCAAAAUAUCACUCACUAGCACGCGUACAAGCAGGAGAAUUUUCACCUAAUCUAAGGUGGCAAUUUCUGCUGAAUCUUCAUGUAAAUUAUGUGUUGGACAAACUUUCUUGUUGCUAUGACAUCUUGAUUUGCAAAACCUAUGUUAUCAUGUUCUUGAUCCACA